Molecule: messenger RNA, 2416 nt
Organism: Labeo rohita (rohu)
Lineage: Eukaryota; Metazoa; Chordata; Actinopteri; Cypriniformes; Cyprinidae
Gene: ackr3a
Product: atypical chemokine receptor 3a
Exons: 2
Coding region: 145-1302 (385 amino acids)
Biological process (GO): chemotaxis; angiogenesis; vasculogenesis
Cellular component (GO): membrane
Molecular function (GO): coreceptor activity; chemokine binding; G protein-coupled receptor activity
Source: RefSeq, a predicted model, not a curated record
CAGACGCAGAUGGGCGUCACCACUUUCAUUCACUCUAUUUAAACAACCUGCAGCACAAGCGCCAACGGAAUCACUUCGUCUCGUCAGUGAAUAAGAACGAAACCGUGGAUUAAUACUGCACACUGACUAAGCAUUAAAGGCAAAAUGACAGAGUUGCAAUCUUCACCACCAAAUGAGAAGAUAAGCCUAAGUGCCAGUGAACUGACUGAAUUCUUCACCAUGUGGGAAGAAUUAAACUUCACAGAUGCCAGUGACAACAACUCGUGGUUGGAAACGCAAGUGUGCCCCACAUCCUUCAAUCGUUCAGCUCUCCUCCAUGCUAUGUGCACCCUCUAUUCCUUCAUUUUUGUUGUGGGCCUGGCCGCCAACGCGCUAGUUGUGUGGGUCAACUUGCGCUCGGAGCGUCAUUACCAUGACACACACUUGUAUAUAUUAAAUCUAGCAGUGGCUGACCUGUGUGUGGUUACUACCCUUCCGGUGUGGGUGAGCUCACUGGCACAGGGUGGUCACUGGCCGUUUGGCCAGGUGGCUUGUAAACUCACACAUCUGCUGUUUAGCGUCAACCUUUUCGCCAGCAUCUUCUUCCUGGCCUGCAUGAGUGUGGACCGGUAUGUUUCGGUGGCCCGCUCUGGCGAGAUUUCUCACAGACGUGGACGACAAAUACGACGUUUAGUGUGUGCAGUAACAUGGCUGCUUGCUUUAUUCGCCUCAAUACCUGAUACAUACUUCCUGCAGUCCGUAAAGUCACUACACAGUCAUGUGACUUUGUGUCAUCCUGUAUAUCCACAAGACAACCCUUUGCAGUGGAUGGUGGGCAUUCAAUUGAGUUUCGUGGUUCUUGGUUUUGUCAUACCCUUUCCUGUAAUAGCAGUGUCCUAUGCGCUGUUGGCAAACACUCUGGCUUCCUCUUCCUCUCAUUCCCCUUCAAAUGGCGACCAGGAUCGCAGCGUGAGCAGGAAGGUCAUCCUUACGUACAUUGUGGUUUUCAUAGCUUGCUGGGCACCAUAUCACGCUGUGCUGUUAGCCGACGCGCUAGCAAUGCUAGGUGUGGUCCCACUGGGCUGCAGUUUAGAGAACAGCCUUUUUGUGGCGCUACACCUUACGCAAUGCCUGUCACUGCUGCACUGCUGUGUGAACCCAGUGGUCUACAGCUUCGCUCACCGUCACUACCGCUAUGACCUCAUGAAAGCCUUCAUCUUCAAAUACUCCAAAAGUACGGGGCUGGCGAGACUCAUGGAGGGCUCUCAGGGCACCGAGAUGGAGUAUGCAAUGGUGGAAAACACCCCUACGGCUGUGAGCUAGGAUCCUCAAGACCAUCACCCUUAACCAAAGUUCUCCACUGCUUCAAAACGGGAAGUCCUCUGAUGUGUUUUCCUGAAAUUAUAGAUAAACAAAACUAAAUAUUUUCCAUCAAAAUUGCAGCAAGUGCUCUACAGUGACUCCAAAUAUCAUAAUUCAUUUGAAAUGUGCCAAAGACGGAUGGGAUUUAGCAAAAUUAGAACCACUUGGAGAUGUUUCCCUAAAAUGUUCUGCCAAAAUUGCAGCAAAUGCUCAGCAGUGACUCCAAAAGAUACUAAUCAACUCAUUACAAAUGUUCCAAAGACUGACAGUAUAUUUUAACAUCAGAACCAUGAACACUGAAGCAUUGAUUCCAAAUUAAUUAGCAGCCUAAAUUCGAUCAUUUUAAACCACUUUAGAGAAACAUGAUUUUAGGUGUGGUGUGUUACAUCUUAAUGCUGUAUUAUUUUUUAAAAAAUGGGAAUCUGCAAAGACCCACCCCCCUUCGUUAUUGUUGCUAUGUUCGACUAGCCAUGGCACUCUCACGCCACAGGUCAUGUUCUUGCACAGUGAAAAAUACAUUGUGGAGCAACGUUGUGGAACAGAGCAGAUUACUUUUGGUAUAAAACAGAGUCUCCCCUGUUGAAAAACGCUCAAUCGGUCACAAGACACACAAGAGCCAAUGGCAUUUUACAACCAAAGCUGUCGUAACGCUUCUUCUGGCGGCAGUUUUUCAAAUUUGUGUACAGGAUGAGCUUUAUGGUGGAUAGAGACAGUGAUCGCAUCUAUUGCUCUCAGAAAUCAAUAAUUUUGCCUCGGAAGACUUGGAAUAUUAAUCCUUUUUUUAAAUAAAUUGCGACUGUAGUUGUAUCUGCCUGUUAUAUCCUGUGUUUUACAUUGACAAAUGGUUAGGUUUAGGGGCAGGGGUUGGGUCAUGUGCUCAUAAAUUUGUACAUAGUGUAAUGUAAAAAAAAAAUAUAUAUAUUUGACUGUUAAUGGCAAAAUUAUUAUCCAAUAUGUAAUUUAAUCAUGACGAUAAAAUUCCCAUUGCAUUUCGUGUCAGCAUAUUGAUGCCAAAGGCUUCUUAUUUAAAGCAAUGGAGGUCCCCGCACGUUGGAAAAUGACGCUAAAGGGGCAC